AUGGGACCAAAAGGGUUUCCUGCAGGUAAGCUGCUGCAUCUUGCAACCUUCCAUCCCUCAGGUUCCAUUUUCGUCUACCUCCUGAUUCGUCUUUCCCUCGUAAAUGAGGCGGAUCGGGCUGACCGCCUGCCAACAAACAGCAUCAUCAUUUGGGCUCCCCCACAGUGGAGCGAUGACGAUGGGUGCCUAACCGCCGAGUUAUUACUCUGCCCGCCUUUCCAGCUGCAUUCGUCUUGUCAUUCCGGCUUCAUUAAUGCAACGAUCGCGGUCGCUGUUUUCAAAUGUCUUCGCCGCAGCCCAGACUCUUGCUCGGCCAUGUCCUCCAUCCACAAUGAGGGCGCUGAUUUUUGGGGGGUGUUGAUUAACGCCGACAAGAGCCCCACCCCGUUACUCGAACAACUGUGCUUGGGAAUUGCGCAGGUAAUGACUUCCUUCGACGAGUUCGCGACAACGGACCUGACUCCCGACCGCCUGGCAGCGUUUUACCGAAAAGUUGGCGGUAAUUACGACGUCCUAUUCCUCCAAACGAGACCUUCCGCUCUUUCGUUCAUAUACCAGCGCCUAGGAUGCUUCCACAGCAUUCAGCCUACCAAUGAUCCCUACAAACCACCCUCUAUCCCCGCUCUACAGCCCAAUGGCUUUGUGCGAUGGCAAACAAUUCAGCUUCUUCUCGACCCCGAUGAGCACUCGAGGUGGUUACAGAAUGCGGUUGAUCUAUGGGACAUUGAGACUCCAAAUGGUGGAAUUUUCCCCAAGGUGAUCCCUAGAGGAGCCUUCCCAGCGGAACCUGAUCCGGAAAUGGUACAAUGGCAUGAAGAGGUCAGCCGACGGUUUGAGCUUGACUACUGGAAGAAGAAUAUCAUGCGUUCCUCCCCUCCAAAUUUCGCUCCUUACCAUUCGUACUUCAGCCAAAAGGAUGUACCGACCCAUAAAGAAGACGAACCACCUCGGAGUCAGCGUCGAACUACCCCUCACCGUCAAGAGCCUACUUCCGCGAGUGAGCGUCGAAACCCCCAUAAACACCGUCACCGACGAAGCGACGAAAAGCCCCCCUCCACUACUCGCAGGGUACAAUCUACAUACUUUCCGCGACAAUCUGAAAACCUCAACACCGGGUAUUCAUCUCGACCAUCAUCGCCACCAAUGUGGGCGAAAGAGCCCACCAAGUCGCGGACGCGCGAGCGCCAACAGGCUUACGGGCGAUCUGUGAGCCCAGGAACAGUACCAGGGUAUGGAGGAUCAGAUGCAUCUUCCGAAGAUUCGGGAUCAGCAGUACCAGAGCCUCCAAGGUCAGAUCGAUACAGCUACCCUCGCAAUCUAUCGCCGCCGCGAGUGUCCCAUACGCGUCGCCACUCGCACGAAGCAUACGCCCGCCGACCUCGAAAGGAUUUAUCGCCUGAUCCCCACAAACCUCCCGCCCACCCCGAUACACAUCACUCCAAUCCAGGAAGAUUAUACGACUCCGAUGGGGCGCGAAGAAUACGUAUCUCGAAAGCAUACAACGAUGAGCCGCUCCAGCAAAGAGCAUCAGGCGUUGGAUUUCGCGAGCGCGUCGUCAGCGACCCGCCGCCCACUUUCCCACCUGGCCGCGAAGUGCCCGUAUUUACCCGCAUGCAUUCCCGCUACGUCGGCGCUGGUGAUACCUACAUCGUCCAUCCCCAUCCAGACCUUGAGCCAAUGAGCGACCGACGUAAUAGCUAUCACCGACCCACUAAUGCCAACUCAAACGGAAACAGUACCUGUACGGCCGAGCGCGCGCGCUAUAUCGAUCCCCGGAACCCUAGGUGGGCGGCACCCGUCCAGAGCCCUUCAAAGAGAGGCGUGCCCGUUCAACCGGCAGACGUCGAAUAUGCCCGAGGCAGGAGAACAACCAUGUAUGAUCGCUAA
Molecule: messenger RNA, 1887 nt
Organism: Aspergillus nomiae NRRL 13137
Lineage: Eukaryota; Fungi; Ascomycota; Eurotiomycetes; Eurotiales; Aspergillaceae
Exons: 3
Coding region: 1-1887 (628 amino acids)
Source: RefSeq, a predicted model, not a curated record